Messenger RNA from Stomoxys calcitrans (stable fly), 4194 nucleotides. RefSeq lists its product as uncharacterized. NCBI's taxonomy places the organism in Eukaryota, Metazoa, Arthropoda, Insecta, Diptera, Muscidae. The record is from RefSeq and is a predicted model, not a curated record. Gene Ontology annotation, molecular function: nucleic acid binding; zinc ion binding; aspartic-type endopeptidase activity. Gene Ontology annotation, biological process: proteolysis. The coding region runs from base 1 to 4194 and encodes 1397 amino acids. The transcript is spliced from 2 exons.
AUGAGUACACUGGACCGAUUUAUACGCGCUAAUAUAAAGCUCGUUCACUUCGAACAGGAGCUUACCGAUGCGUCCAUAGAGAACUCUUCAGUUUUUGCUCUCGAGGUUCAUCGAGAGGAGCUCAGGUCCAUUUGGGGCUCAGUUAAGUCUCUUUACGAGAAAUGUGUAGACGAAGUGGACCAAAAGGCCAAGAAAAAGGGCAAAGAUGGGACAGAUCCAUUAUCCUCUAGCGACGUCAGCGACGAGACUCAUAUGGAAAGCAUUAAUGCACGUUAUCAUGCAUCAUACGAAACGUAUGUUAAGAUAGUAUCAAAAAUCAGCGCUGGAAUACAUGACCGUGGCCGGAACACUUCUUCAUUACCUCCCUCACCCUUUUCAAUCACACCACACUCCAAUUUCCAUCUGCCUGCGUGUGAUACUGAAACGUUUUGUGGGGACUAUAAGUCCUGGCCUUCCUUUCGAGACAUGUUCUCGGCAAUUUAUGUCAAUAAUUCCAGCCUAUCUAACGUCCAAAAGCUUUUUUAUUUAAUGAAGAAAACGGAAGGUGAAGCUCAUGACAUCGUGAUGAAAGGUCCUUUGACGAACAGUGGUUUCGACACGGCUUGGGCAAAUCUUGUAGAUAGAUUUGAGAACAAGCGAAUGCUAGUUCAUAGCCAGCUGCGCGUUUUGUUUAAUCUCUCCCCAGUCAAAUCCGAAAAUGGCGAGGAUAUAAAAUGCUUACAGAGAGACAUCAAUUCUUGUAUCUCAUCACUACAGAUGUACCAUAUUGAUAUCUCGAGUUGGGAUCCAAUCUUUGUUUAUAUCUGUUCGACAAAAUUGCCCCGCACAACUCUUUCCUUGUGGGAACAUUCAAUACAAAACAAAAAGGACAUUUCCAACUGGUCCGAUUUAAAUAAUUUUCUUUCCAGUAGGUUUCAGACUCUUGAGACUAUUUCUGAAAUCAAUUGCCAGUCGUCCUCACACGAUUCUAGACAAACUGGUUUGAGAAAAUCCAGUCAAAACGUUUCGAAACAAAUUAACUCCAACCACACUAACGUUUCUGCUACCCCAGCGAAACAUCUUUGUAACCUAUGCAGUUUAGAGACUCACAUUAUCCGCAAAUGCCCAAAAUUUAUUCAGAUGUGUCCAGAGGAGAGAUUAUCGUGCAUCAGGAAAUUGAAUUUGUGUUUGAAUUGCUUUGCUGGUGGCCAUAGUGUAAAGGAGUGUAAAAGCUCACACAACUGUUUUACAUGUAAGAAACGACACAACACGCUACUUCACCGUGAUGCAACCAUUCAAGUUGCGCAAUAUCCUAACACUAAUGCGCAUGCUGUGCUAACGGAUUUUGACCCAGAUACAUCCAUCAUACAGUCCACUUCUCUUAACCCAACUGAAACCUAUAACGCUGUUUCAGAAUCCGUAGCAUGUUCUCCGACCUCUUUAAACAGUGUUCAGUCAUGCUUUGCCUCGCACACCCGCAAUGUCCUUUUAGGUACAGCGUUGGUUCAAAUCAGGCAUUCAGGGUUGACAUACAUCGUUCGGGCUUUAAUAGACUCAGGUUCACAAGGAACUUUUCUGUCUGAGAAGAUAUUCCAUACGCUUAAAAUUCCAUUUCAACGCAUUGAUGCUGAAAUUACGGGCCUUAACGGCGUUCCUUCAGCCACCGUUAGGAAACUGGCAAAAUUUACAAUAAGUCCGCGUUUCGAUUCUCAACUGGAGAUGAACGUAACUGCGUUAGUAAUUCCCCAACUUUCAAGAGACCUUCCCUCUAGAUCGAUCAAUCCUUCAAUAUUAAGUGAGUUUCCGAAAAUACAACUCGCAGAUCCUCAAUUUUUUCAAAGCUCUCGUAUUGACCUUUUACUUGGUGCAGACCUUUUUAACAAUAUAUUGCUUGAUGGAGUAAAACGUGAUAUUUGUGGGUCGCUGGUUGCUCAAGAGACUAUUUUUGGCUGGAUUGUGUCCGGUUCAGUCCAAAAUACGGAGAAUAUUUCCUCUUUUUCAUCUCUAGUUUCAUUUCUUUCUGAAAAAAGUUUGGAAAAAACGCUAAGACGUUUUUGGGAGGUGGAGAAUCUUCCUCGAAAGCAGCAUCUGUCCGAAGACGAUGAGUUUUGCGAGAAACUGUAUAAGGAAACCACAACUAGGGAUGAAAGUGGCAGAUUCACAGUUGGCCUUCCCUUCAAACACACAAUUUUGAAUUCAACGAUGCAAUUGGGACAGUCCAGGACCAUUGCAAAGGCACAGUUCUUGCGGAAUGAGUCUCGCUUAUUGAAGAAUCUGGAGCGAAAAAAUGAGUACGAUGCCGUAGUCGAAGAAUACCUGGAUUUAGGGCACAUGAAAAGCGUUCCAGCUCCCAUUCAUCAAAAUUAUCCGCAGCACUAUUACCUUCCACAUCAUUCAGUCGUUAAACCGGAGAGCACCACCACGAAAGUUCGAGUGGUAUUUAAUGCCUCCUGUCCGACUUCCUCCGGAGUAUCCUUGAACGAUAUCCUUCACACUGGACCUGCAUUACAGAAUGAUCUGGUCCUGCUUCUUCUUAGGUGGCGCUUUUAUCGCUUCGUCUUUUGUGCUGACAUUCAGAAGAUGUAUCGGCAAAUUAAAGUCCAUCCCAAAGACACUUGCUACCAAAGAAUUCUAUUUCGCAGGGAUCCGUGUGAGGAAAUAUCUGAUUAUGAGUUAACGACAGUAACAUUUGGCGUCAACGCAGCUCCUUAUCUGGCAAUAAGAACCCUCCUACAAUUGGCGGAAGAGUCCGAGAGGUCCCUUCCCAUUGCCAGUGAAAUUAUUAGGGAUUCCAUGUAUGUUGAUGAUGUUAUAGCUGGGAGCCAUCAUAUUCCUGACGCUCUCUCCGCAAGGACACAGUUGAUUAUCGCGAUGAGUUCGGCACAUUUUCCUCUGCGUAAGUGGGCAUCCAAUUGUAUUGAGAUCCUUGCGGGUUUACCGAAAGAUCAUCUUCUGAAAGAGGACUUUUUAAGCUUCGACGAUAGUAGCCACACUAAAACACUUGGUAUCAGAUGGAACGCCAAGUCAGAUAACUUCUUCUUCAGGUGCAACGCAAUUUCAGACAAAUUAUCCUAUACAAAAAGGGAAGUGUUAUCGGAGAUUUCUAAAAUCUUCGAUCCAGCAGGCUGGCUAGCCCCCAUUAUAGUCCUGACCAAGAUACUCAUGCGAAAAAUUUGGUUGUCUAAUGUUGGUUGGGACGAAUCCAUUAAUUCCGAUUGCCUGCAUGACUGGAAACGUUUCCUUAGCAGUUAUUCAUUGAUAGACACCAUUCAAUUACCGAGAUGGCUCUCAUAUUCCCCUUCCUGUCAUGUUCAGUUCCAUGCCUUCUGCGAUGCAUCGGAGAAUGCAUAUGCGACAGUGAUAUACACCAGAAUUCUUCUGGAGGACGACUCCGUUUAUGUAGCACUAUUAACCUCCAAGUCCAAAGUUGCUCCAGUCAAUACGCUUUCCAUACCCCGUCUGGAACUCUGUGGAGCCACACUUUUAGCUGAGUUAGUUGAUUCUGUCAUUCCAUCCAUGCACCUUCCAAGCUAUGAAAUAUACAAGUGGACAGAUUCUACUAUAGUCCUGGCAUGGCUUCGAAAGCCUUCAUGUUAUUGGAAAGUGUUUGUAGCGAACCGAGUAUCUACAAUUACCGAACUAGUUGGAAUCGACAAUUGGUUCCACGUUGAGUCUGAAUCGAAUCCAGCAGAUUUAGUUAGUAGGGGAGUCUACCCCGAAGAUCUAGUCGCCUGCAACCUUUGGUGGAAUGGACCGCAAUGGCUGCAGUUAUCGCCAGAAUUUUGGCCCGUAACUUCAGAUACCGCCAUGGAUACAAAACUGGAACAGAAACCAAUAGCUGCCCAUAUUUCCAUACUGCCAGAAGAACCUGAUCUUCUGGAACGUUUUUCCUCUUUUAAUAGGGCAAUUCAGGUUCUCUGUUACAUUUUUCGUUUUUUCCAUCGGACACAUCCAAAUCACCGGCAGUGCAAACAAUUUACUUCAACACUUUUGACUGCCUCAGAAGUGACUCAUGUGAAAAGACGUCUUAUAACCUUAGCUCAAACCAGACACUUUCCUGAGAUUUUUAAAGCUAUAGAGAAAAAGCCACCUAACAUAAUGAUUAACCACCUACAAGCUAGCAAAUUAAAGGCUCCAUGUCUCUAUGAAGGUCACAUUCAAUUUGGUUUAGUUCUAACACCCUGGGCACAAUCUACGUUGCAAAGAUUCCAGUAA